Molecule: messenger RNA, 1006 nt
Organism: Phaedon cochleariae (mustard beetle)
Lineage: Eukaryota; Metazoa; Arthropoda; Insecta; Coleoptera; Chrysomelidae
Source: the annotation of a GenBank genome assembly
CCAAAAUCAAUAAAAUAUAAAUUAAAAAUUAACCAAUAUAAUAUAAUAUAGAGGCAUUUUGAUUGAAAUCUUCACAAGCUCCGGUAAACUGAUAAAUUGAGUCGACAAUGCAAUAAAACAAUAAUCACUAGUGAAAUUUUGUCUUGAUUAGUAAAAUGAGUGCUGACCUAAUUGUGGACCCCCAAAUCCGCUUCUGGGUAUUCCUGCCCAUCGUAGUUAUAACGUUUUUGGUGGGUAUACUUAGACAUUAUGCUUCGAUCCUAUUAUCCAGCCAAAAGAAAGUGGAAAUGCAGCAACUGGCAGACUCUCAGCUGCUUUUAAGAGCGAGAGCCUUGAGAGAAAACAGUGGCUACAUUCCUAAGAACUCUUUCCUGAUGCGCAAGCAAGCCUUCAAUAAAGAAGACGGCUAUCUGAUGCAAAAGCGGCCCCCAGUCACCCAAAACAUGAUGACAGACCCCUCCAUGAUGACAGACAUGCUCAAAGGCAAUCUGACUAAUGUUCUGCCCAUGAUCAUCAUUGGAGGCUGGAUCAACUGGGUGUUUUCUGGCUUCAUAACCACCAAGGUGCCGUUUCCAUUGACCUUGAGAUUCAAACCUAUGCUUCAAAGGGGCAUAGAACUGUCCCACUUGGACGCCAGCUGGGUAUCAUCUGCUUCAUGGUAUUUUCUCAAUGUUUUUGGGCUGAGAAGCAUUUAUACUCUGGUGUUGGGGGAGAAUAAUGCUGCAGAUCAGAGUAGGCAGAUGCAGGAGCAAAUGCAGAUGACAGGGGCUGCUUCAGGAAUGCCAGCAGACCCUAAAGUGCCUUUCAAGGCUGAAUGGGAAGCAUUGGAGAUAAUGGAGCACCAGUCAAAGUUAUUUGAUGCUGAAGAUGUAUUACAAGAAUGAAGGCACCUGUUAUUAUUUAUUGUUUAGUUUAGUGAAACUUAAAUGGAAUAAAGAUAUAUGCCCCAAGUUUCAACAAUUUUCUUACAUUUUUGUUUGGUGCUGAAAUUAUUUUUCAUUUAGUC